ACAGCCCCAGUCAGUUGUUAUCAGGACAGCUCAGUGUCGCCUCUGCCUCUGCUGCGAAACACACACACUCACGGACUAAUCUUAAAGAAAUCUCAGAAACAGUUGUCUUUCUUUUCCUGCAAAGGUAAACUCUCAGACUGAAGGAUUACUCUUCAAUAGUUAACACUGUUUGUUUUUUAAAUAUAUUUUUUCUGCUCCCGCAAAGUCACCAAGUUUCCUCCAGACCCCCUCGGGGAUCCGAGCCCAGAUGGACCUCAGCGGCGUCAUGUAUCUCCUGGUCAUGUGCGCUCUCAAUAAGCUGCUUGUGGCGACAAGCCUUGCAGAUGAUUACCAGGAGCAUCUGAACCAUUGGGGGGAAUAUCAGUCGACACGGAACCAAAUUGCCACGGCCCAAUUCGAAUGUUUCCAGAAGAUUUUGAAAGACUCGCACCGCAAAACAAAAAGAAUAGCAGGGCCCAUGUGCAACGCGACCUGGGAUGGGUGGCUGUGCUGGGACGAAACUGAAGCCGGAACCACAGAGCAGGGCUGUCCUGACUACUUCAAAGAUUUUGAUCCUCAUGCGAUGGCGUCCAAAGUGUGCUCAGAGACCGGUGAGUGGGGACGCCACCCCGAGAGCAACAGGACAUGGACAAACUUCACGAACUGCCAAGCCAACACAACACAUCACGGGACACAGGCGGCGAUGACUCACUUCUACUUGGUCAUGAUUGGUCACGGCCUGUCGCUGGUCUCUUUGCUCAUAUCAUUGGGAAUAUUCUUCCAUUUUAAGAGUCUGAGCUGCCAGAGGAUAACGCUCCACAAAAACCUCUUCUUCUCAUUUGUGUUGAACUCCAUCAUCACCGUAGUCUGGCUUACAACAGUGGUACAGAAACAGGGACACGCGUACAACGAUUCUGCAAGCUGCAAGCUGGUCAUGUUCAUCCACUUGUAUCUGCUGAGCUGUAACUACUUCUGGAUGCUGUGCGAGGGCAUCUACCUGCACACUCUGAUCGUUGUGGCUGUGUUUGCUGAAAAACAACAUCUCAUGUGGUAUUACCUGCUGGGCUGGGGUUUUCCACUGGUGCCCACGGUGAUACAUUCAAUAGCACGCCACUGCUACUACAACGACAAAUGUUGGGUCAGCUCAGAUACUUCCUUGCUGUACAUUAUCCAUGGCCCCAUCUGCGCUGCUUUAGUGGUGAAUCUGUUCUUCCUGCUGAACAUCGUUCGGGUUCUGAUCACCAAGCUGAGGGUGACGCACCAGGCCGAGUCCAGCCUCUACAUGAGGGCGGUGAGAGCCACCCUCAUCCUCAUCCCAUUGCUCGGCAUCCAGUUUGUCCUGCUGCCCUACAAGCCGCAGGAUCACUGGGUCUAUGAGAUCUACCUGUAUGUCAUGGAGAUCCUCAUGCACUACCAGGGUCUUCUGGUUUCUACAAUAUUCUGCUUCUUCAACGGGGAGGUCCAGAGUGUCCUGCGGAGACACUGGAACCAGCAGCGGAUGCAGUUUGCCGGCACAUUUGCCAACGCCGACUUCUUCCGCUCGGCGUCCUACGUGGCGUCGUCGCUCACCGAGGUCCACCGCUGCUACAGCAUCGAGAGCCACACCGAGCACAUGAACGGCAAGAGCUACUCGGACAUCUUCAGAUCGGACAGCCCGUUCGUGUGAAGCUGGCACGUUAGAGUCUUUGACUUCUCCCAAGAUGUCACCAGGAUUGAUUUCUUCCUGGAGUUUUACUACUGUUCAUGGCAACUGAGCACAAACACAUUUUUUUCUCCAUCUCCUAGCCACAAAAAACUCUUGUAUAUUUUACUUUUUCUUUUAAACAGUUUUCACAUGAUUAUCACCAGAACGCAAGGAGCUCGAGGCCAAAGCAAGUUUCUUUGUCAUUAUUUACAUCUCUUUGAAUAUUCAGAAGAGGAAGAGGCCAUGUAUCAACCAACACUGUAAAGCAUUAUCACGAGGAGUUAUUAAUGCUUUUUUGCAUCGUGUGGAAUAAUCUUGAAGGGACCUUGAUGAAGAAGAAGCUGUUCUGUUGAGCUGACUGAUACAAUCUUGCAAAGAGAGAGUUUUUUUAGUGAAUUUUGAUGAUAUUAAUGCAAUUUAGAAAUCGCCAGGUAUUGGUAAGGGUGUUGUGGAAAGUAUAUGCACAAAACAGCCUUGUCUUGAAAUCUGUAGAAAGCAUUUCAGGUUUUAUUUGUAGGCACAUAACGCUUCAUCAAUGGGCAGAGCCAGAGCCGUGUAGUUGCUGGGAGUUAGCCUAAUGGGAAGCUUGAAUAGCAAAGAAGGAAAUGGAAAGGCAAACGCUGUGUCUUUAAGAAAGUGAAAACCACAAAGUUGCAUGAUGUCUGUGGUGAAAAAUACACAAAAAAACAAGAAGAAACAAUCCGCUAGCUUGCUUUGCCAAAAGUCAUUCCGGCUUCAACUUUGGAAUUAAACUCAGAAUACAGGGCUAGGAGUAUUUAGGUAUGUUUUCCUAUACUAAAAAAAAACAAUGAAGUUCACAAUCAAAUGUCACAGACAGCCGACAGUGUUCAUCGUGUUAAUGCUCCGUUAGCCUCACUGUUUCUCAUGCUUUACAUCUGAUCCUUCCAAAUGCUGGAGAUAGUGUGAGAGUCACAAAG
Molecule: messenger RNA, 2601 nt
Organism: Etheostoma cragini (Arkansas darter)
Lineage: Eukaryota; Metazoa; Chordata; Actinopteri; Perciformes; Percidae
Gene: calcrlb
Product: calcitonin receptor-like b
Exons: 13
Coding region: 248-1645 (465 amino acids)
Biological process (GO): adenylate cyclase-activating G protein-coupled receptor signaling pathway; angiogenesis; cell surface receptor signaling pathway
Cellular component (GO): plasma membrane
Molecular function (GO): adrenomedullin receptor activity; calcitonin receptor activity; calcitonin gene-related peptide receptor activity
Source: RefSeq, a predicted model, not a curated record